AUGGAUGCUUACUUAAAACUCGUUGAAAACUUGGCUCAAAGCUUCGACCAAUUUGGUCUAACCCGGAUUCCUCGUGCCAAAAACGCACAGGCUGACACCCUAGCCACCUUGGCAUCCAGUUCGGAUCCAGGUCUAAGCAGGGUGAUUCCCGUAGAAUUCAUAGAGCACCCUAGCAUCGGGCCACCCGUCAUAAUAAACCUAAUCGAGUCACCCGACGGCGAUCCAGGCGAAGUCGAUAUCCAGGCAACGAAGGAUCUAGAACAAUCUGAGUAUGGAUUCCACAAACCUUGGACAAAAACAAUCCUCUCAUACAUCGCCGACGGGAAACUCCCAGCGGAAAAAUGGGCGGCCCAAAAUAUAAAGACCCAAUCCGCGCGAUACGUCUUGGUGGAAGGAGAACUCUACAAGUGGAGAUUUUCCGGGCCACUCAUGACCUACGUAGAAGGGGAGAAAGCACGAAGGAUAAUGGAACACGUCCACUCUGGAUCAUGCGGAAACCAUUCUGGCGGAAGAUCCCUCGCGAUCAAAAUCAAACGCCACGGACACCAUUGGCCGACAAUGAUCAUAAAUUAUUGCACAGAAGCGUUGAAGGAUCUCUCCGAUGCUCUUAAAGCAGAAAAAUUAUUCUGGAAACAGAAGAGUUGGGUGUUUUGGCUGAGGGAAGGGGACAUAAAUACAAAAAUUUUUCAUGCCUUAACAAAGCAAAAGAGAGCGAGGAAUAAGAUUACACAGCUCCUAGACGCGAAUGGAGCCAUAGUUGAGGACGAAGAAGGAUUAGUAGCCAUUGCUACUAGUUACUUUAGACAGAUCUUUGAAUCAUCGGAUCCAGAAGAUAUUGAAGACGCACUUUCUCAGGUUCCAUCGACGAUCACUGGAGAUAUGAAUGACAACCUUACAGCUCCGGUCUCUGAAUGGGAGAUCAAACUAGCGCUCUUUGCUAUGCAUCCGGAAAAGGCCCCAGGUACAGAUGGGAUGACGGCACUUUUCUAUCAGAAAUUCUGGGAUAUUGCAAAGGAUGAUUUAACUCUUAUGGUUAAUAAAUUCCUUUUCGAGGGGACGAUGGCGAAUGGACUGAAUGAUACAAAUAUAUGUCUUAUCCCGAAAACAACGAGGCCCAAUGAAAUGUCCCAGUUUAGACCCAUCAGCUUAUGUAACGUCAGUUACAAGAUAAUCUCUAAGGUCUUAUGUCAGAGAUUAAAGAGAGUGCUACCAGGACUGAUAUCGGAGACUCAGUCAGCCUUUGUUGCUGGGAGACAGGUCUCAGAUAACAUUAUGAUUGCUCAGGAGAUGUUCCACGCUCUUAGAACUAAACCUAGUGGACGUAGUAAAAGGAUGGCUAUCAAGACAGACAUGAGUCUGUAA
Molecule: messenger RNA, 1362 nt
Organism: Brassica napus (rape)
Lineage: Eukaryota; Viridiplantae; Streptophyta; Magnoliopsida; Brassicales; Brassicaceae
Exons: 3
Coding region: 1-1362 (453 amino acids)
Source: RefSeq, a predicted model, not a curated record